Molecule: messenger RNA, 874 nt
Organism: Globicephala melas (long-finned pilot whale)
Lineage: Eukaryota; Metazoa; Chordata; Mammalia; Artiodactyla; Delphinidae
Gene: CRYGS
Product: crystallin gamma S
Biological process (GO): lens development in camera-type eye; visual perception
Molecular function (GO): structural constituent of eye lens
Source: RefSeq, a predicted model, not a curated record
UGCAGCAGGCUCCAAACAAGCAGCAGGAUAAGACUUCCUCAUCAAAACACUGGGCCCUGGAAACAGGAGGAUGAAUGCAAGAUGGUGCACGUGUUGAAACUAAACUGGAAAGCUAUUCCUGGAUUUCAGCACUGGGGAAACCAAUCUAUGCACCAAAAAUGUCUAAAGCUGGAACCAAGAUUACUUUCUUUGAAGACAAAAACUUUCAAGGCCGCCACUAUGACAGCGAUUGCGACUGUGCAGAUUUCCACAUGUACUUGAGUCGCUGCAACUCCAUUAGAGUGGAAGGAGGCACCUGGGCUGUGUAUGAAAGGCCCAACUUUGCUGGGUACAUGUACAUCCUACCCCGGGGCGACUACUCUGAGUACCAGCACUGGAUGGGCCUCAAUGACCGUCUCAGCUCCUGCAGGGCUGUCCACCUGUCUAGUGGAGGCCAGUAUAAGAUUCAGAUCUUUGAGAAAGGGGAUUUUAAUGGUCAGAUGUAUGAAACCACUGAAGACUGCCCUUCCAUCAUGGAGCAGUUUCACAUGCGAGAGGUCCACUCCUGUAAGGUGCUGGAGGGCGCGUGGAUCUUCUACGAGCUGCCCAACUACCGUGGCAGGCAGUACCUCCUGGACAAGAAGGAGUACCGGAAGCCCAUCGACUGGGGCGCAGCUUCCCCAGCUGUCCAGUCUUUCCGCCGCAUUGUGGAGUGAUGAUACGGAUGCAGCCAUAAGCUUCUUCCUGGGGCCAAAUGCUGGCUGGCCUUGUCGUCCAAAUAAGCAUCAUAAAUAAAAACAAUUGGCAUGCAUUCCACUGUUUACUAUAAUGCCUCUCCUUAAACACUUGUAGGCACCAGUAAAGUAGUGCCCACCACAGCAGGCAGUUACACAAA